Erigeron canadensis is the source of this 1589-nucleotide messenger RNA. RefSeq names its product F-box protein At5g07610-like. Lineage: Eukaryota; Viridiplantae; Streptophyta; Magnoliopsida; Asterales; Asteraceae. Gene Ontology annotation, molecular function: protein binding. The transcript has a single exon. The record is from RefSeq and is a predicted model, not a curated record. Bases 213 to 1508 code for a protein of 431 amino acids.
UUUCUAUUUCGUGUUAUGUUCGAUGACUACUUCCCUAGAAAAAAAAAUAGGGCUUUUUUUCAGUCAAUAAUUUUCACACAAAAUCCAACAAUUCCCAAUUCAGAGAGACUGAUAACCAUCGAUUCACGUAUUACAAUCAUCAUCGCCGCUAAUUGAAACAGUCAUCGCGAUCCAUCGGCAAUCAGAGAUAGAUAUAGAUAUACAUAUGUGCUAUGAAAACCAAUAUGAAGCGAUAUCUACUAUCCAAACAUCAAAACGAAAGUGAGAAUAAUGAAAAACAGGAAAUGACGUCAUCAUCAACAGAUUUAGCAUCUCACGGCGAUGUUUUGAUGGAAAUCCUGUUAAGGUUACCCAUCCGAUCUUUACUCCGAUCAAAAUGUGUAUCCAAACAGUGGCGUGCCGCGAUUUCGGAUCAUCGUUUCUCUUUGUUACGAAGCCUUAAGGAUAACCCGCCUUCCGGGCUGUUUCUUCAAAGAAUUCAUGGUAAUGUUAAUAAGGAGUAUGAUUUCGUUUCCUUAGAUUGCGAAAGCCUCGAUUUUAAACCUCCUUUUAAAACCUUGAAUUUUGAAGAGGGUUCGAUGGUUUUGCAUUCGUGUAAAGGUUUAAUGUUGUGUCAUAGAUUGCAUGAAUAUUUUUGUAAUGAUUCCAAACAGAUCGUGUAUUAUGCAAUGUAUUAUGUUUAUAAUCCAACUAUUAAUAAAUAUAUUUCCCUUCCCAAAUUUGAAGGGAAAGGGGCCGAACGUAGACCUCGUGGUUUGACGUUAGCUUUUGAUCCGUUGAAAUCGCCUUAUUAUAUGGUCAUAUGUGUUAUUGGGUUUUCGUGGAGUGAACACUUGUAUGAUAUAGGGAUUUACUCGUCGGAGAGCAAGAGUUGGAGGAGGUUUGAAAAGCCGUUUUCUAGUCAUAUUGAUACAGAGUUUACUGGUGGGGUUUAUUGGAAUAACGCGGUUCAUUGGAUUAACAAGAAAGGGUUUGUUUUGUAUCUAAAGAUUGAUGAUAAUGAAGGCAGCCUUGAUGAAAUUAGUAUACCUGUUAGUUAUAAUAAUGGCUGGAAUGUUAAGCGCCAUUGUUAUCCUUUAGUUGAAUCUCGUGAUUGUUUGUUGUUUAUUGAUACAAAUGUUCCUCAAUCAAGUAUGCAGUUUGAUGUUUAUGAAAUGGAUAGGGACUAUUCAGGGUGGACUGUGAAAUACCAUGUUGAUCUUAACCAAAUGACUAGUAAAUUCCCAGAAAUGACUGAUGCAACACGCUCCGUUUAUGGCGUUUUAAGGCCACGACAAUCGUUUGUAAUACAUUGUCUUGUUUUGGGGAAAAGAGAAGAGGACUCGUUUAUAGUGUUGGAAAUACCCGGGAAGGCUAUCAGAUACAAUAUAAUGUUGAAGACUUAUCAGCAGCUUUGUGAACUUAAAUUGUGUCGACCGUCUAGGUUGUCUGUUGGAGAUGAUGGCUUUUCGAAACUAGGCAGGUGGCCCGGUGCUUUUCUCUUUGUCGAGUCGCUUACUUAUGUCUAAUGGAAAUGUAGGAAGAAUAAAAUCCAUUGUUUUCAUAGGUUUGUUGUUUGUUAAACAUAUACUUGUCGUCUUUGCUUUGCC